Messenger RNA from Electrophorus electricus (electric eel), 1031 nucleotides. RefSeq names its product coenzyme Q7 homolog, ubiquinone (yeast) (gene coq7). Gene Ontology annotation, molecular function: 3-demethoxyubiquinol 3-hydroxylase activity. Gene Ontology annotation, biological process: ubiquinone biosynthetic process; determination of adult lifespan; regulation of gene expression. The record is from RefSeq and is a predicted model, not a curated record. Gene Ontology annotation, cellular component: nucleus; mitochondrial inner membrane. Lineage: Eukaryota; Metazoa; Chordata; Actinopteri; Gymnotiformes; Gymnotidae.
CAUCUAAACGCGCAGCAGUAGGCCGCGGUACAGCGCACACACCGACUCACGGCGUCUCGCGUUUGUAGCUCGUGCUUACCACCCGGUAGUUAUGCGUGCGGCCGCCGGUUGGGUCCAGAGAUGUGGCGCCGCGCGACUCUCGCGUCCGUUACGCGUGGGGAGCGUCCCCGGCGUCCUGAACCAAGGCGCAGCUUGGAACUCCGCGUCGCGCAGACGAUACGGUGUCCUUCCCCGAGCUCGAGACGCGGAGGAAAAGGCAGUGCUGGACAGCAUGAUGCGUGUGGACCACGCGGGCGAAUACGGGGCCGAUCGCAUCUGCGCGGGGCAGAUGGCUGUGUUGGGAAGGACGCAGGCGGGCCCUCUGAUCCAGCAUAUGUGGGAGCAGGAAAAACUGCAUUUACAGAAGUUCAAUGAGAUACUGGCGGAGCACAGAGUGCGGCCCACGGUGAUGCUGCCCUUCUGGAACGUUGCAGGGUUUGUGCUCGGAGCCUCCACAGCUCUUCUGGGUAAAGAGGGGGCAAUGGCCUGCACUGUGGCUGUGGAGGAGAGCAUCUCCGAGCACUACAACAGCCAAAUCAGAACGCUGAUGGAAGCCGACCCAGAGAGAUAUACCGAUCUGUUGCAGCUGAUAAAGGAGUUCCGUGAUGAUGAGCUGGAGCAUCAUGACACUGGUCUGGAGCACGACGCAGAAUCGGUACCUGGGUAUUUUCUUUUGAAGACUGUAAUACAGGCCGGCUGUAAAGCUGCUAUUUAUCUCUCUCAGCGCAUUUAAGAUUCAGUGCUUUUGCUUUGUUUCAGUGAUUAUUAUGUACAGUAUGUUUUUGUUGCUGUUUGAAAUAUUAAAUAUUAAAUCUGAAUGUUAAAAUCGGUAUAUUAAAAUAUACAGAUCAAACAUUUUUGGCUGAUUAUUUUUGAUCCAAGCCAGAAAUGGACAAAAGGAAACUUAAAAAGACACCACUUCAUUUUUUUUCCAAGUGGAAUCUCAUUAUCCUAUUAUUAUCAAGUAUCAAUAAAACACAUGAUGUAAGCCA